This is a messenger RNA of Sugiyamaella lignohabitans, 1632 nucleotides long. It is a transcript of the gene DLD2, whose product is annotated as Dld2p. Gene Ontology annotation, molecular function: FAD binding; catalytic activity. Bases 1 to 1632 code for a protein of 543 amino acids. The transcript has a single exon. Lineage: Eukaryota; Fungi; Ascomycota; Dipodascomycetes; Dipodascales; Trichomonascaceae. Gene Ontology annotation, cellular component: mitochondrion. The record is from RefSeq and is a predicted model, not a curated record.
AUGAGAACUUCACUUGGAAGAGCUAUUUCACGAGCUAGAAUCUCGAGUCGAGUCUCUGCUUCUCGACUUUCCAUCAAUGCAUCCAGGGCUGUUUUGGCAUCCCAGCCAUUUACCGAGAUCGGUAAUAAUGCUGGCAGCAGAACCCCGGCUAUAAGCUACAGAGCUUACUCCAAACAGGCCAAAUUGACUAAGGACACUUAUCACACUGAAAGAGGAGACUAUGGCCAAUUGACAUCUGAGGAUAUUGCUUACUUCAAGUCCAUUCUCCCAGAAAACGGAGUUGUCCAAGACAAAACCGAUUUAGAAAUUUAUAACCAGGACUGGAUGAGGAAGUACAGAGGUUCAUCUGAGCUUGUUCUGAAGCCCAAAACCACUGAACAAGUCAGCCAAAUUUUAAAGUAUUGUAAUGAAAAGAAACUUGCUGUCGUACCACAAGGUGGUAAUACUGGUCUCGUAGGUGGCUCAGUCCCAGUAUUUGAUGAAGUAGUUAUUUCGUUGGCCAACAUGAAUCAGAUUCAGAGCUUCGACCCAGUCACUGGUAUUCUUGUGGCUGAUGCAGGUGUGAUUUUGGAAAAUGCCGAUAAUUUCCUGCGUGAGCAAGGAUUUAUUUUUCCUCUUGAUCUCGGAGCCAAGGGAUCUUGUCACAUUGGAGGAAAUGUUGCAACUAACGCUGGUGGAUUACGUCUGUUGAGAUAUGGAAGUUUGCAUGGUUCAGUAUUGGGACUCCAGGCUGUUCUUGCUGAUGGUACUAUCUACAAUGGUCUUAGCAAACUUCGUAAGGAUAAUACAGGCUACGAUCUCAAGCAAUUAUUCAUCGGAUCUGAAGGUACUCUUGGUAUAAUCACUGCUGUUUCGAUUCUUUGUGCUCCCAAGCCGUUGGCGGUGAAUGCUGCAUUCCUUGGCCUGGACUCCUUUGAGCAAGUUCAAAAGACCUUUGGUAGAGCUAAAGGAGAACUAUCAGAAAUUUUAUCUGCCUUUGAAUGCAUGGAUGCCAAUUCACAAAACAUUGUGGCUAAAUACACCGAUUUAGCCCGUCCAUUAGAAGGCAGUCAUCCAUUCUACGUUCUGAUCGAGACUAGUGGCUCAAAUAAAGACCAUGAUGAUGCCAAGUUGGAAAAGUUCUUGGAAGGAUUACUUGAAGAUGAAGUCAUUGCUGAUGGAGUCGUUGCUCAAGACGAGACGCAACUUAAAAACCUUUGGCAAUGGAGAGAGCUAAUUCCUGAGAAGCUGGGUCACGGUGGUGUAUAUAAGUAUGAUGUUUCCAUUCCACUUGCCGAUAUGUUCAAACUUGUGGACGAUGUUCAAGCACGUCUUGAGGAAGCUGGAGUUGUUGGUGAUUCAGAAGAAUUCCCCGCUAUUGCUUCUGUUGGAUAUGGACACAUUGGUGAUGGAAACCUCCAUCUCAACGUUCCACUUAGAAGAUACGAUGAAAAGGUAGAAAAGCUACUGGAACCAUUUGUUUACGAGUGGGUAUCAAAGGUCAAUGGUUCAAUUUCAGCUGAACACGGUCUUGGUUUUGCCAAGAAAAACUACAUUCAGUACUCGAAGGACGCGGGAUCCAUCGAACUCAUCCGUGAUCUUAAGAAACUGUAUGACCCCAAGGCUAUCUUGAACCCAUACAAGUAUGUCUAA